Dreissena polymorpha is the source of this 7673-nucleotide messenger RNA. Its product is annotated as dual specificity testis-specific protein kinase 2-like. Gene Ontology annotation, cellular component: nucleus; cytoplasm. Bases 333 to 2408 code for a protein of 691 amino acids. NCBI's taxonomy places the organism in Eukaryota, Metazoa, Mollusca, Bivalvia, Myida, Dreissenidae. Gene Ontology annotation, biological process: protein phosphorylation; actin cytoskeleton organization. The record is from RefSeq and is a predicted model, not a curated record. The transcript is spliced from 10 exons. Gene Ontology annotation, molecular function: ATP binding; protein serine/threonine kinase activity.
ACCAAGCGCGAGGACUAUUCAGGAAGUUGGAUAAGUGUCAAUAUUGAAAAUGUAACUGUCGUCCUGAUCUCUUUAACUGUGCAGCAAUGUUUGCUUACACUUUAACAAUUAACUUCACUGGUGGGUGAAUUAAUGGUGUAUUCUUUGUAAGACAUGUGUUGUAUUUCAAAAAUAUUUUUCACAACUUUCAUUCUGCAAUGAAUUUGAGGUGAAUAGAAUGCGGAUUAAAAUUUAGAGACGAUUGUUUGUGGUAUUUAAACUACAUAAGGGUUAAAUGUGGUUUACAAACCAGAUUAACCAUCGGGACGUUGGCAUUUGUAGACUGUGGAUAUAUGUCAAAUAAGGAUACCAUGAGAGUGUGUGGUGAGAUGAUGUUAAAAUCAAAGCCAGUAAAACUGAAGCGUUCUCGGACGCUGAAUCCGGAAUGGUUUCCGGAUAAACCCAAAGAGAAAUCUCCGAUAGGAAAUAAAGACAUAAUCAAAAAUGGAACGGAAGAAAGUGUUACAACAACUCACAGGGUACCAGGACCUUCCUGUAAAGCAUUGAAACAUGCAGUGUCCGCAUUAAGUCGUCUUGAUGAUUUUAUCACGGAAAAACUUGGCGAAGGUUUCUUUGCAGAAGUUUUUAAGGUGACCCACCGUACCACAGGUACCGUGCAGGUGCUCAAGAUGAACAAGGUGCAGGACAACCGACCCAACGUGCUUCGGGAGCUUCAGCUCAUGAACCGACUGUCGCACAAAAACAUUCUCAGAUUUCUGGGUGUUUGUGUACAUGAAGGUCAGCUCCAUGCCCUCACAGAGUUCAUUGAUGGUGGGGAUCUGGAGCAACUUCUUGCCAAUAUCAAGGUCGAGUUGCCAUGGACGGUUCGUGUCAGCAUUGCACACGACAUUGCAGAAGGCAUGGCCUAUUUGCACUCUCGCGGAGUCAUGCAUAGGGACCUCACUUCCAAGAACGUGCUCAUAAGACGAGACAAUGGCUACACUGCAGUGGUUGGGGAUUUCGGACUUUCUGCAAAAAUACCUGACCCUUUGAGCAAGAAGCAGCUGUCUACUGUGGGGUCACCAUUCUGGAUGGCACCAGAAGUCAUCCUGGGCCAGAAGUACAAUGAACUGGCUGAUGUGUUCUCCUAUGGUGUGAUCUGCUGUGAGAUCACUGCCCGCGUGUCGUCAGAUCCCGACAAGUUGCCAAGGACUAAUAAUUUCGGAAUUGACUACAAAGCCUUCAGUGGACUGGUAGACUAUUGUCCUCUAGACUUCCUGAGGAUGGCCUUUAGAUGUUGCCAGGUUGAUGCGACAAAGCGGCCCCCCUUCACAGAGACAGAGUUACACACACAGCAGAUCUUCAAAAACCUAAAGAACGACACGGUCUUCAUGAAGGGAUACAAGAGGAUGAACUCUAUAGACGGUACAAGUUACAAAAGAUCCCGAUCGGAAGACAACAUUCUGCAGGUGAACGGUGAUGAAGACUAUGAGGAUGAAGCAUUUGAUGAUGGCAUCAGCCCCGCUGAUGUCACCUGCAGCCCAAGUCUAGUGGGCGAGGCAAUGAGCAGAGACGACCCGUUUUAUCAACCUUCCAUCUCCAACCCAUUUGCAGACAUGGCAGGCUUCAGGGAAGGCUGUAAAAUGCUGGGCAAGUCUUUUGGUGAUGUGGACUCGGUUCUGUUUGAGUUACCCUCCCCGUCUUCGCCCUCCACGCCCCCGUGCACGCCCAAUCAGAACGGGUCUGUCCCUGUCAGGCGGUCGUCCACGCCACGCAAGAGUCAGUCCCUCCCGUCUUCACCAGUUCUGCUACGCAAGGCAGCGGAGAGGCUGCAUCAGGAAUCUAUCCAUGGCUCAAACAGCAAGCGACCGUCGCUGAAUCCCAACAGGUACUCUUUCUCGGCGUACAGCACGCGGUCGAAGAGUGUGUUUUUUCCUGAGGCCGUUGCUCAGAAAUUGGCGUUUGAAAUGUAUGACACAGGCAGCCCGUAUGAAGGCUGCUCACGGGAAGGUUCUGUUGAAAGUGAUAAUAAUAACUUUCAAGUCGGUAAACCGAGGAGAUUUUCUAAUUUCGAAACUCGGAUUAGUCGACGUGGGGAUAGUUAUUCUCUUUGUAACAGUUACGCAAAUUCACGUCAGCAGUCUAUCGAUGAAACAGGGGAUAACGGGGGUAUAAGUCCUGUUGCAAAUUAUUCUGUGUACCCUAACUUGAACUAUGCUUCUGAUAGUGCCAAAGAUAUCCUGAAUAACAAUAACAACGACUUGGUAAUGAGUCCCUCAGAAUCAAAGGUGUCAUUUGAUGAACAUGAUAGUGGAUCAGAAAGUGAUAUGUUGGACCCAUGGGGUGUGCGUAGAGAGACAUUGACAAAUACAACUAUCCUUGAAGAAUGUCCAUGUUCUGUAUUGGAAGUAAUGGAAACUUCAGUGUGAUUGGGAAGGAUAGUUCUUCAGCAGUUUAAAAAUUGUAUUUUCAAGGUUACAAAAUCAGGAACAAAAUUAAUUUUAUUUUUUGGUAUUAAAUCUUGUUGAUAUCUAUAAAUGAUAAAAAAACAGCUUGUUUAAAAUGUAGUUAAACAUAUUUUUAUAGAGUAUGUUCUCUAAAUAUACCGUGUUUGUCAUGUAUUUUGGUGCAAUUUUUUAAUAUGUACAAAAAUAUUAUGUGUAAAUUGAUGUGUAAUCAGUUGUAUAUUUUCCCCUAGUUAUUUGUAUAUUGAUAAUAAAAAGAUAUGAUUGCUUCAGAUCUGAAGAAUUUUGAAAUCAUCUGGAAAGCGCAUAUUUUUAACCAGGUUUUCCGAAGGAAAAAACUGGUUAUUAGAUUGGCGAAUGCGGGCGGGCUGGCUGGCUGGCUGGCUGGCUGGCUGGCGGGCUGGCUGGCGGGCUGGCGGAAUAAGCUUGUCCGGGCCAUAACUAUGUCGUUCAUUGUCAGAUUUUAAAAUCAUUUGGCACAUUUGUUCACCAUCAUUGGAUGGUGUGUCGCGCGAAAUAAUUAAGUCGAUAUCUCCAAGGUCAAGGUCACACUUUGAGUUCAAAGGUCAAAAAUGGCCAUAAAUGAGCUUGUCCGAGCCAUAACUAUGUUGUUCAUCGUCAGAUUUUAAAAUCAUUUGGCACAUUUGUUCACCAUCAUUGGAUGGUGUGUCGGGCGAAAUAAUUACGUCGAUAUCUCCAAGGUCAAGGUCACACUUUGAGUUCAAAGGUCAAAAAUGGCCAUAAAUGAGCUUGUCCUGGCCAUAACUAUGUCAUUCAUUGUGAGAUUUUAAAAUCAUUUGGCACAUUUGUUCACCAUCAUGGGACGGUGUGUCCCACGAAAGAAUCACGUCAAUAUCUCCAAUGUCAAGGUCGCCACGACUAAAAAUAGAUUUAAAAAAAAAAAAAAAACUUACAGAGGGGGUUAAUUUUUUUUGGUCAUUUCAAAAGUUCAGUUUGAGUUUUCUCCCUUUAUCAGAUUUUUUUUUCACAAUGAAAACCUGGUUUUGUGACAAUUUUGUCCCUUGUUGUUAUUUAUUUAAUAUAAUUCCAAGUCAUAUCAUUUUUGUUUCAUGCAAGCAUGUCCUUCCUCUGUUUGAUUAUGAUGUAUUUCAGACCGUACAAAUAGGUUUUUAGUUUUUCAAGGAAUUUGUUAAUAUUGAUCUUAGAAAAAAAUGUGUUCUUAGUAUUUUAACGUAUUUGAUUUUUUAAUUGAAAGUAUAUUUUCCCUUAGACGCAAAUAUUCCGUAGUUACGGGAGCAGCAUUUCUACCUUUUGCUUAAUAUAGUUUCCCAAGUUGUAAAGUUGUCCUCAUAUCCAUAUAACAUUCACUUUGCUCAAUAUAAGAAUAAUAUUGUGUUACACUAUACUACAUAUUUUCGUUUGUUUAGAGACUAUAUCAUAAUUCAGCACAAACCUUGCGCUGCACAACUUUAAACACAAUGUUUUAUAAUCCUGUUGCUCAUGUCCAUUCUUUACAAUAGCUCAUUUUUUCAUUUUCACUUUUAUCUUUUUAAACCCAAGAUCUGACACAUUUGUUGUUGUAAGCAAAAAAGGACUAUCUAUUAACAAAACUUUUAAAAACUUAUUAAAUAAUUUAUAAUGAUGGCUGCCAAGAAAAUUGAAAUGUAUACUUUUUUGUUAGUUAAAUUUUAAUACUUGUAAAUCUCCUUUUGCUAGAUCUGAAUACUAUUGUGAUUUUUUUUGCAUUUAAUGUGUACAUUUGUAUUAAAAAUCGUGUGAUAAAUAUAUAAAAAACAUUUCCCGUAUAUUUAAGAUGUUUUGAAAAUUUUAACAAAUGUGAACAUUUGAUUUUAGUUUGUUGAGUAUAUUUGUCUAAAUUGUCCAUUCUGCUAUUUUAAAUGUUGCAUACUGGCUACCUGAUAAAUGAAAACAAAAUGCCUGCACUUGUUCAACUGAUGCACGUUAUUAUUGCUGGAGAAGAUUUAAUUCAAAUAAUUAUCAACAAGUGAAGAUUUUAUAUUAAAUGCACUUGGUGUUGAGUAAGACAAAUUGUUAAUUAUUUCUGUGAUAUGUCAAGCAUUUUGUUUUAUGUUAGUGUCAAUGUAUUAUUUUUUUUAUAUGUUGGGGGUAAAAUUACAAAAGCCAAAGAUGUUAUUGAAUUAUAAAAUUUAUUGUUAUUACCAGUAUUUAUGGUUUUAUGUAUUAAAAACUAUAGUGAAAUUUCCUACGUGUGAUAUAUGAAACUUAAUAUAUAUUCAAUCUGUAUUGAGAGAUACACAUUAUUAAAAGGCAGUUUUUCCAUAAAAAUGAUAUAAAUUAAUGUGUUUCUGAGAUUUUAAUAAAUUUUAAAAAUGUAUUACAAACAAAAAAAUAUGUGUAGGGGAUCAUUAAUGCCAGGUGAAGGUUAUUUCACUUAUAAAUGAAAAGUGAAAUAUAUCUGUUGGUGCAUAGUGUGCCGCAUUUUAUACAUCACAAAAUUAAGUGUUAGAUGAUCAAAAAUUGCGUGUUUUUAUCAUAUCAUUUUCUAUUAUUCAUGUUCCUUAUAUAAUGCAAAUUUCAAAUGACAUAUUGAUAUUACAGGUGUUGAGUGUUUUGGUCAUAUUGUUACUUCAUUGGUAUUGUGUUCUUAAUGAUGUGUUAUGUAGAUGAAUAGUCGGAAUGGUUAGUGCAAUCAAAGCAGAGAAAUAAUUUCGAAACUUUGUUACGUUUCUAUUCAUGAAACGGUUAAUCAUUUUUUCAUGUAUGUUGCUUUUAUGCACUAGGUAUACUUCCAAGUGCUGCAACUUAUUAUGAUUUCAUUCUGAAUUAUGGGGCAUUUCAAUUAUUGUGCAAAACACCAUGCUGCUCUUCUCAUACUAAAUUUCUUUGGCAUAUUUUACAAUGCACUUCAACACCGUUAUUUGGAAGUCAUCGGGACCGUUUAAAAACUUCGGAUUAACGAUAAUUCGAAAUAAACAUUUGACAGAAGACUUCUUUGAUUUUGUAAAAACACAACGUUGUGGAAUUCGCAUGGUUCGGUUACACGCUACUAUUAAUAAUUGUUUUACUUAAAAACGCAAAACUAGUCAGAUAGCAAUAGAUUUCUACUUGUAACAAACGGAUGAAUAAAACGAUUCUUUUUUUUUUCUUUUUUUUUUCUUUCUCUAAUUACAGAACAUAUCAAAUAUAAUGAAUAGCACAAAUUAUCAGAACAUAUAAAAUAUAACGAAUAGCACAAAUUAUCAAACAUAUAAAUACAUAUUAAUACAUUUUCGGAAAUGAAUUAACAUUUUUUUAAAUAAGACGCAAUAUCUCUCUGAACACCGUCGUUAGCAGCACUAAACUGGACGCGUGAAACAUAUUUCUCCAAUUUGUCAAGGACAUUGAAGAACUCACUUCCGCCCGUGUUUUGCUCGCGGAACUGCCUUACGUCGUUGAUGCAUGUGGUCACAUGUUGAUUGGAUAUCAUGUUCAUUCUUGUGUUUGCGGCCUCGUUGUCAUUGUUUUGACGACAUUAUAAAAUUAACACGCUACGCGCAGACGACAAAAGGUGUAAAAUUACGCUUAGUGUUUUGCAGUUUUGACUUCGGAUUAAAGAUUGAUAAUUAGGUGCAAAUUAUAGUGUUGUGGCAGACAGAAUCACUUCGAAUUAACGAUUUCUUCGGUUUAACGAAUUUCGGAUUAGCAAUGAAAUUUUACAUUGAACAAAGAGAACCAAAAUCGGGACCCGAACAAUACUUUGAAAUAACGUUGACUUCGGAUUAUCAGUGUUCGAAAUAACGGUGUUGAAGUGUAUGUGUGAAAAUAAAAUAUUUUACUAGAUUGAUUAUUCUUGAUUAUUUAAAUAAUUACUCUGUGCUCAUUAAUUUUUACUUUUUUAAAACAGUGUUUGCAUUCAUUUAAAUGGGAAAUGUUCAAGAUUAAAAUCCUUAGCCAAAUUCAGUUAUAAACUAAAGGAGGCAAGUUAAGAUAAAGGGAAGUAAAUGGAAAGUUUUUUAUUAUUAGCACUUUUGUAUUGGAGAAGAUUUGUUCUUCUUUAUUGAUGUUCAGUUCAUUACUUAUAUUCAUCUGGCAUUAUAACAGAAUGUAACGUUUUGUGUCAAUGAUUUUGUCUACCUCAUUAGAUAUUGAGUAAAUCCGCACAAUUUGCUUUUUACAUGGACACCAUUUCGAUAUUCUUUUCUUAAUUUAAGAUUUUGAUUAAAAGAAAACUGAAGAAAAAAAAGCUAAUUGACAAUCAUUGUAUUCCUUUUAUAAUUGCAUAUCUAUGGCACCUAUUGUUAUAGUUUUUCUGUUACUUUUUUCUGGUUCUCUUCAAGUAAUAUUCAGUUUCUCAAACAAGAUGAGGUAAUCAUCAUUAUGUACACUUAUUUCAAAACCUAUUUCUCAGGUAUAUGUAAAUAUCUUUAUAUCUUGUCAAUAUUUCCACAAACAAAAUUAUGAAAUGUAAAAUCUUUUAUUUAAAACUAUUUUUUUCCUUUGUUAGGUUUAAAUAUUGUUCAAAUGAAAGCAAUUUGCGCUGUAAACAUAUAAAAGAUACAUUUUUUUCAACUUGCUUAGUAAACUUGAACAUUAUAUUGCAAGGUAAACUAUUUAUCAUCAACUAAUUAUUUCAACAAUAUAUUUGUGCAAGCUUCUGUUUUACUUAUAACGAUGUCUGAUUGUAAAUAUUAAAUUUUUACCUCUGUACUUUCUGUAAAUUUAAAGCUUACCUUUUUGGUGUUGAACAUGUAUUUUUUAUUGAGGAAUGUUAAAGAUUCAUUUUGCAAUUUUCAUUUGCAUUAUUAUUUUUAUAAAAAAUUUGCUUUUUUACAACAUUGCUUGUUGAUUUAUCUGUUAUGAAAUGUAAAAAUGUUAAAACUCUGCUCAUGAAGACAGAAGUCCCAGCUCAUAAAAUAAAGCCUAUGUUUCUUCCAAUCAAAAGCAUAUAGAUUGGUUGUUAUUUCAAAUGUAAUUUUAAGGAGUUUGAUGUUUAUGAAAUACCUGUUUGUUUAAGGUUUGAGGCCUGUCAUGGUAAAAUGGGGCUUAAUGCAUUUGAAGAAAGAAUUGUGCUAGAAUACCAGUCCUCACAGACUGAUAGUGGUUAAUUCUAACUCGUUAUGGAUAUCUCCUCUAAGCACUAAUUACAUAUAGGCAGAAAUCAGUCCUAACUGCACAGGUUAAUCCGAGAGGACGCUGUGCGCUUGUGCAUUAAGCUUGGUUUGCAAACAACAGGCCUCAAGUGUAUGUGAUCUCUGUGUAGGUAGAUACAGAUGUUAACUGUUAUGCAAUAAAGUUACUAGUUACUUA